This is a messenger RNA of Oncorhynchus gorbuscha (pink salmon), 1596 nucleotides long. RefSeq names its product transmembrane protein 234 (gene tmem234). The transcript has 5 exons. The coding region runs from base 246 to 671 and encodes 141 amino acids. Lineage: Eukaryota; Metazoa; Chordata; Actinopteri; Salmoniformes; Salmonidae. The record is from RefSeq and is a predicted model, not a curated record.
CACUUUGAACUGGGCUGUCUGUUUGCAGGCACUAGCGACAACGGCACUUUAGAUCAUUAGAAAGCAUUUGCCAAAAGCCACAAAAUACAUAUACCUAAAUCGAUUUAUGCAAAUAUGUAAAUACCACGGGAGUCCUCUUACAUUUGGGAACUUUACAGUCCUAUUGAUCAAACAACCACGAAGAGCACAGAAUGUUGGUGCCACCUUAAUUGGGGAGGAUGGGCUCGUGGUGACGGCUGGAACUGAUGGAGGUACUAUGCCUCCUGCUGGUAGCUGUGCUGUGGGGCUGCACCAACCCAUUUCUGAAGAGAGGCACUGAGGGGAUUGAACAUGUGAAAAAGGAUAGCAAGUUUCUUCACUUCCUGGCAGAGGUUAAGUUCCUGUUUUUAAACAUCAAGUACCUGAUACCAUUCCUACUGAAUCAGAGUGGGUCCUUGGUGUACUACUUCACUCUUGCCGCCACAGAUCUGUCUCUGGCUGUGCCCGUGGCCAACUCCCUCACCUUCCUCUUCACCAUGCUCACUGGGAAGCUACUCGGGGAGGAGUUUGGAGGGAAAAGAGCUGUUGGAGGGAUGGUCCUCACCAUGGUGGGCAUCACUCUAUGCAUAGUGAGCUCCAUCAGUGAGACUGAGAGCAAGGGGCAGCAGAAUGGCACAAAGGUCUCACCAUAGAAAUAGAUACUGUAUCGGCACAGUACAUCUCUAUGGGUCUUGCUCUAAAAAAAGAUGACUGGACACAUUUUAAAAGGUUCUAUCACACACCACCUAGUUCAAGUUAUUGUUUCUUGUCUAGGGUACUUUCUAUAGGCUUAGUUAUGUCUUCAAUAGAAGUGACUUUGUGACUUUACGUAACAUAUUUCAACUACAGCGGUGUUUAGGCUAUCCAAAGGGACCCAAGCAUAUCACUGUAGAACACAACAUUUUGUAACAGAUAAUGAAAAUGACAGCUUCUUAUUGGACAAGUUCAAGUAGUAAGCUACCUCCCCAGUCCCUGUUUCAAAACGUUUUCUCCCUACUGGACACAAUCCUGACCUACACCAGCCAGGCAGUAGAGUGAUUGGACAACAUGUAGAAGAGAAUGCAAAUGAGCUUAGUGGGAACUCAUCAUGCACAAUGUUGUGGCUUCCACACCUUAUAACAACUGUGACAGAGUUCAAGUGGGGUUUAUUCCAGCCGGGGUCCAGAUUUAUUGCCUAUCUAGUUAAGGCCGAGUCAGCAAUUCUUGCCACUUUGCUGUCAUGUUGUGUGAAUACUGCCCAUAGAAACACUAGACUAUAGGCCUAUAGAAGACCACAGUCAAUGUGUUAGUGUUGAACAUAGACCAACUAGAGUUCAUAUCUUGAAAUCACAGUGCUGCUACUGUAUAUCAAGGUCAGAGAAACCGUUAUUACAUUGUAAUGUCUUAAUGUAACUUAUUUUGAUAUGAAACUACAAAGGCGUUCCAUGCAAGGUGAUAUGUUGAGUGGGGAAAAACUGUAGUCUGUUUGCUGUUUUAUUGCACUUUUUAUUCAGAAAUAAUGGCAUUUAACCCAAAAUGCUUGUACUGUACAAUCAGAGGAUGUUGCUGUUUUUGUAAGAUAAAAUAUUUCAUUUGGUA